Messenger RNA from Serendipita indica DSM 11827, 1671 nucleotides. The record is from the annotation of a GenBank genome assembly. NCBI's taxonomy places the organism in Eukaryota, Fungi, Basidiomycota, Agaricomycetes, Sebacinales, Serendipitaceae.
AUGGAGUCUUAUCAGUCGUCCUUGAACGAUGUCCCUCUCUUCAAGAUUCUUCCUGCACCUUAUCAAACUGUCUACGCAGCACUUCUCCUCGCAUUCUCUCUCCCGGUCACAUUUGCAGGUGCCUUCUUGACUCUGGACCGUACUCGUCAGUUUGCACCAUCAGGAGGGCCAACGACAGCAAAGGAGAAAUGGAGAUUCGAAGGUGGUCUUGGUGGUCUACUCGGUGGUUGGGUAUUUGGAGUGCACCUGUCCACUUUGCUGGCGCUACUCAUCAUGAACCGGACAUCCUACGCGCCUCUUGGUGGCAUUCAAUUCCUCGUCAUAUGGCUCCUCUCUGCACUGGUCACCUCGGUCCUCGCUGGGCGGUGGAAGUAUGUCGCUGUACCGAUGAUUGGUAUUGGGGGAGGAGCUGCAUUCUCCCUCUUUGUCACUGUCGCAUGUCAUCCGGCGCAACCCGCUCGAGUGAUCCUGCUCGGCGUAUUUUCGAUACUUUCCGCCAUCUUGUGCCUCUUGCCAAUUCCAAGAGUCCAACACGGUGCAGUGCGGUCCGCGGCAGCUUGGAUGGGUGCACUUGGAAUCAUCUUGUCGAUUUCUAUCCUCGCUGGCAUCAAGACUUGGGAAGAUGUCUGGGCGCGCUUGUGGGUUAGCUGGGAUGCUAGCUGGGGUACCGCUCAGGAAAAGGGAAUAACGGCCGCAUUCAUGGGGUUCGCUGCUGUAGGAAUCGGCGUUGACUGGCUCCUCAAGCGGCAGUUUGGCGAAUGUCCUGACGAGAAGUGGGACCGAUACCUCUCUAGCUAUGCUUCUCAACUUCCCAACGCACAUGACCGUCCUGGAAACUUUACGCCCUCGACGCCGUUCUGGAAAAAGAUAUUCAACCCACCUCCUAAGGAUCCAAUCCUCUUUCCUAAUGAUACUGGCGCACUAUCAUCAAAGUCACCUCUUUCUCCUCCACCGUAUCGUGCGGGCAAAUUGCGCACACAAAGCAAGAAAUCCGCUCCGUAUAGCAGAGAUAGCUUCCAGCCCCUCAACAAAGCCACUAAGCACGACUUCUCAUCUGGCUCCGAAGACUCAUCGGAUGAGGAAGGUACGGGUCAAGAACGCUAUAUACCAAGACCCUGGGCCAAGAGAAAGGAUACCCAGGCGACGAGUCUCUCUGGAGUGACGCUUGCAGAUGGUGCAUCUGCAACCUCGAAAGGAAAGAUGGGCGACAUGGCAAAGGAACAUGGUGACCUCGCCUACUCGGACGGAGAGAGCGUAGCGCAAAGCACGAGUACUGGUCGCCGCCGAAAAGAGUCUCGUGAUGCGCCAGGGUGGACUCCAGAGUUUAUUAAACGACACUCAAUGGGCGGGAAGAAGGAUCUCGAAUCUGGAGGGAUAGAGAUGCGAGCUAGUCGAUCCAACCGCUCAGAGUCUCCGCCUCCUGGUGCUGUUCCGAUGACGCCGUCUCUCAUGAAGGCUCUCGACCGGGUCUCUCAGGCGCAGAACGAGGCCUAUGCCGGUAUUGUCAGCAAGGGACAUACUCCAUAUGCCAGUUCACCCGGACAUGCUCCUGGAACGAGUACUCCUGGUGUGCAUCCACAUGGUGGACAGGACUGGGGCGCGUUUUGGAAGAAGGUAGAGGACAAGACGCGAGAAGGCGAAGCAGGUGCCUCUGCCAAAUCUCCACGGUGA